GGCUAUUUGUGUUUCUUUCUCACUCUAUAUGGUCUAACAUAUGGAUCUAUUACUAAAAAGUCCUCCAGCUGAUUUCCACCCAUGUAAAAUUUACAUGUUAUUAAUUUACACUAAUCUGAUGCACACCCCUUGCCACACUUCUCAACACUGUUAAAAAAGUUGUUCAAAACAUUGUUCAGGAGUAAUGUUGGUGGCUUGAAGUUGAACCCCUAUUUAGAGUAGUUUUUGCUUACCUACAAAGUCCUCACACUAGAUGGAUGAGAAAUGAAACAAGUUAAUGAAUUUGCAAGUAUUUAAGGAGCCAAUAUGAACAUUAUAUCACUUCAUGUUCAGAACAAUAUGAAGAGAAUCAAUAUCUUUAAUUCAUUAACUCUGGCUCUGACAUUUCUUGCAUUUGUGCAGAAAACGGAGAGCCAUAUCGGGCCACCGGUUAUUCACCUACCACCGCCCUCUCUUCGCCCGCUCUGUGGACCUCAGCUAACACUAGUAAGCUAUGCUUGUGGAAUGUUAUCUUUCACUCGAGGAUCACCUCCUUCUCCAACUCCGCCCCCAUCCUUUCCUUCAUCCCUAGAUAACGACGAAGGACAUCAGGGUCACCACGACGAAGGACACCAGAAUCACAACCAUACACACGGACAUAGACACAGACGCAGACACCAUAGGACCUCGCAAGAAGAUAACUGUUGCCGGUGGGCUAGAGACAUAGACAGCCGGUGUGUGUGUGAGAUUCUAGUUAAGUUGCCUCUUUUCCUCACAAGACCUUUGCAUGAAUACACAGUGGUGAUUGGAGAAUCUUGUACGGUCACUUACUCAUGUGGAGGACCAAUAUGAUGGAACAAAACAAAAUUACAAAAUGGUGUAGUAGUGGAAAAGUGUAGUAGUGGAAAAGAAUCUGAUGUUGUGUGUUUGGUAUAAUUGGUUGAAGUUGUGGUUAUCUUUUCUUAUUCCUAGUCUUGUUGUUUAGCUAGCUGUGUUGUUCAUUGUUUGACUUUCCAAUUUAGUUAUAUGAAAACCAUGUUUACUCUCUAUAA
Molecule: messenger RNA, 1031 nt
Organism: Vicia villosa (hairy vetch)
Lineage: Eukaryota; Viridiplantae; Streptophyta; Magnoliopsida; Fabales; Fabaceae
Exons: 1
Coding region: 307-831 (174 amino acids)
Source: RefSeq, a predicted model, not a curated record